AUGCUCUCGGUUUCCUGGGAAGCUUCUUCACGACCUCAUUUUCUUCUAUUUUGCUCUCACAGCGACUUUCAGGUGCGACCCGCGAACCGCAAAGACGAAGCAGACAUCCUAAAACUGACGGCUGACAUGCACCCCUUCGACCGCAAGCUCUUUCUUUCCGACUUGAAUCAUUACAUGACCCUGGGUCGUGAACCGGAUGGUAACGAGCUCCUUUGCUAUGUGGCUACCUGUGCAAAGAUGGUCAUUGGCGUCGCCAUAGCAAGAAGAGAAGAGAGUAUCGAGUGGAUAAAGGCCCACUACAAUCUUGAAGACUACGUCUACUUUGUGCAUCAUGGUCGUCCCGAAUUCGUGACUCUGAUCCACUUCCUGAUGGCCUCCUCUCUGCACAUGCGUCAGCGGCUCUUCCUCAAAGAGAUUAUGCGACAGGCCGAGAAGACCUGCAUCUUCUAUUUCAUCUACCCACCCUUCACAGCAGAUCGCGUAAGUCGUUUGUUGAUCUGCUUCCUUCCUCAGAUUUCACAUUCGUCCUCAAUUCGGCUUUAUCAUUUAACUCCACGCUUCCCAGGUUGCUCCUUUGAUUUUCCCUUCUCUCCUCCCGCACCCUCCCUCCCUUCCCUUCACUUCCUUUUUCUCACUCUCGUCUCUUCUUGA
This is a messenger RNA of Dibothriocephalus latus, 651 nucleotides long. The record is from the annotation of a GenBank genome assembly. Lineage: Eukaryota; Metazoa; Platyhelminthes; Cestoda; Diphyllobothriidea; Diphyllobothriidae.